This is a messenger RNA of Poecilia reticulata (guppy), 3394 nucleotides long. RefSeq lists its product as uncharacterized. The record is from RefSeq and is a predicted model, not a curated record. Gene Ontology annotation, molecular function: DNA-binding transcription factor activity, RNA polymerase II-specific; RNA polymerase II transcription regulatory region sequence-specific DNA binding. Gene Ontology annotation, cellular component: nucleus. NCBI's taxonomy places the organism in Eukaryota, Metazoa, Chordata, Actinopteri, Cyprinodontiformes, Poeciliidae. Gene Ontology annotation, biological process: embryo development; regulation of transcription by RNA polymerase II.
AACAUUUUUGCAUGUUUCUGGAAGAAAAUUCCCUUAAAUCAAGAUUAAAAUCUGCUUUGCCUAUAUUUGCCUUUAAUCAGUAUCAACUGGAACGUGUACUCUGCACUUUGAAUUGCCCUGGGGCUGUUAUACACAUGAACUUAUCUUGCCUUCAUUGAAACAUCUUUCAAAGACAUAUGAAACAACUCCAACUUCUAUACAUAAGCAUAAAAGAGCUAGCAGUUACAGACAUAACUGUUUCAACUAUUUCUGGUUUCCAUGCAAAACUCAUGCGGUUCUAUUUUCACACAUGCGCAGAAGAGCCUUGCACUCAGCCGGACUGUCACUAGUGACCGGGAGUGUCACAACGUUAGCUUGUCUGCUAAAUUCAGGCUUUACAAACCCCUUGCCGUUGGUGUUUAAUAAGUGUUGUACUCUCCUCUUGACUGUCUUCGUGAGGACAUGUUUCUUCGACAGGUUUGUUUUGUGCGGCUCUUAUAAUAUACUCCCGAAACUAUUUAUCGGCAGUGAACGGACCGUUAGCCAACGUGGAGCUGAAGCAGCUAGCGACACAGACUUAGUUUGUGGUUCUGACGUUUAAACCUUUGAACGUUCGUGGUGUAGUGUUACAGGACGAGUCCACACUCCACGUUUUUGAGGACGCACCGGCUGUGGACACCUCCCCUAACCUUGUUGUCCACUUGAGGACAGAGAGAUUUGAUACAGUUGCAGUGAACCCAAAACCACUGACCAAGUUUCGUGCAGCAGAAAGAAGGAAGAUCCAGGUUAUCUGACUGAAACCUUAACCUGCCAGGACAUGUGAAGGUUGAAAAGAAGGAUUGUGAAAAGGAGAAUACCAAGUGGAGUGACUGAGGAUGGAUGAGAUGAUGAAGGUUGAAGCAGAUGAUCCUGUAGGAAUCAGCUUGCAGCGCCCCGUACCUGCAGGGUCGACAUCAGAACUGGAGGAGGAAACACAAGAUGGCAAAGAUAUCGUCUAUCAGAUGGUGGUGAUUAAAGAAGAGUUUCCCUAUGACUGGGGCUCCGGUUUGGACCAGCAGGAUACAAACUCUAACGAGGCGGCAGUUUGCCUCUGUCAGGAUGGAGAAGUGCUUACUGUGAAAAUUGAAGAUGAAGAGAAGCCUGACCUAUCAGAACUUUGUCAAUUUAAAACCAAAGACAAAAGAGACACACAAUCUCAGAACAGCAGUUUAUCUAAACAGAUGGAAACGAACCCUGAUGGAGGGGACCGUGGAGGACCAGAACCAGACAGAAAUGUAGAUCCGUUGUGUUUCUCUACACAAGACCAAGAAAAAGUUUGCAAACGAGGUAAAAGCUCUGAACCGUCUCUGAAACUUGGGAGUCAGAGUGGAGUUCAUGCCAGAAAGAAAACAUUUGAUUGCAAUUUUUGUGGUAAAAUAUUUAAACAUAGGACUUCUGUUAAAUUACACAUGACGAUUCACAGUGGAAAGUUAGAACACAGCUGUUAUCUUUGUGGGAAAGGAUUUAGAGAAAAGAGUUCUCUUAAAACUCACAUGAUGCUUCACACCGGGGAGAAACCAUUUGCAUGUGAUGUUUGCUGUAAAAAAUUUCCUACAAAGGCAAAUCUGAAAACUCACAUGAAUGUCCAUUCAGAAGAAAAACCUUUUUCAUGUGAUAUUUGUGGUGCAAUAUUUAAGGUAAAGGAAAGUCUUAUAAACCACAUGUGGAUCCACACCACAGGAAAACCGUUUGUUUGUAGUGUUUGUAGUAAGGGAUUUUCACGCCAAGGAAUCCUAAACAGACACAUGCGCAUUCACACAGUAGACAAACAGUUUAUUUGUGGUGUUUGCAGUAAAGGAUUUUCCCGGCAAGGGAAUUUAAAGAGUCACAUGAAUGUUCACACAAGUGAGAAAUUGUUUAUUUGCAGUGUGUGCAGUAAAGGAUUUUCUGAACAUAGGUGCUUAAAAACUCACAUGCGCGUUCACACAGGAGAGAAACCAUUUAUAUGUGGUGUUUGUAAUAAAGGAUUUUCCCAACAAGGGAAUCUAAAAAUUCACAUGCGUGUUCACACAAGUGAGAAACCAUUUACGUGUAGUGUCUGCAGUCAAGAAUUUUCUUUAAAAGUGAGUCUAAGAGCUCACAUGUGUGUUCACACAAAAGAGAAACCAUUCGUUUGUAGUAUUUGUAGCAAAAUAUUUUCAUGGAAACGGAGCCUAAAAAAUCACAUGCGUGUUCAUACAGGUGAGAAACCGUUUAUUUGUAGUGUUUGUAAUAAAGGAUUUUCACAGAAAGAGACCCUAAAAAGUCACAUGCGUGUUCACACAGGUGAGAAACCGUUUUUUUGCGACGUUUGUAGUAAAGGAUUUUCUCUAAAAGCGAUCCUAAAAACUCACAUGCGUGUUCACACAGGCGAGAAACCGUUUAUUUGUACUGUUUGCAGCAAAGAAUUUUCACAGAAGGAGACCCUAAAAAGUCACAUGCGUGUUCACACAGGUGAGAAACCGUUUGUUUGUGACAUUUGCAGUAAAGGAUUUUCUCUAAAAGGGAAUUUAAAAAGUCACAUGCGUGUUCACACGGGCGAGAAACCGUUUACUUGUGAAGUUUGUUGUAAAGGAUUUUUACAAUCCAGAACUCUGAAAACACACAUGGCUGUUCACACCGCACAGUUUAGCUGCAGUGAGUGUGGCAAAAAUUUUGUAAAGGAGAUACAGCUGGAGCGACACAUGCGACUCCACUCUGAGGAGAGACCAUUUGGUUGUGAUGUCUGUAAAAACAGAUUUAAUUACAAGCGCUGUCUUGAAAGACACAUGAAACUCCAUUUAGGAGAGAAACAGUCCAUGUGUGGUGUUUCCUGUGAAGCAUUUUCACAACAUGAAGUUCUGCAGAAACACGUCAAUAUUCACGAGGGCUGAAACUAACAAUUAUGACAACAGUCGACUAAUCUUUUCAAGAUUUUCUGGGUGCUCAAUGAUAAUUUCAAUUUGCAGCUUUCUGUUUUUUAAUCCACAAUGGUAAACAUUUUGCUCCACAUUCUCCCUUGUCUGUACAGCUGUGAAUUUCAUCUCAAUGGUCAUGCACUUUCACAGAAAUUCAGACUUGAGUGGUGAACUUCAAAAUGUUUUUUCUUAGAUCUCUUGCUCCUGUUGAACAUCUGAAACACUGGAGACGACUCAGUCCUGAACUUUUUUCUUUGAUUACAAUUUAAGGUUUCCAGUGUAAUCUGUAAUUUCUCAAUCCUUCACUUUAUUUAGGAAGAUGCAAGGAAGUACAUUUUAAUGCUUUGUGACAUAUGAAAGUAUGAUAUUAGGUCAACCAUAAAAACUACAAAAAAACAAACAAACCCUAAAUAAGCAGGUUCUCAGGUACUUGAAAUGGGACUGAUCGUUGAAUUAUUCAAAAAGAAGGGAAUGGAUCAUCUUGGUUUGUUGACUUAUCU